Molecule: messenger RNA, 359 nt
Organism: Macrobrachium nipponense
Lineage: Eukaryota; Metazoa; Arthropoda; Malacostraca; Decapoda; Palaemonidae
Product: MLX-interacting protein-like
Exons: 4
Coding region: 66-359 (97 amino acids)
Biological process (GO): regulation of transcription by RNA polymerase II
Cellular component (GO): nucleus
Molecular function (GO): RNA polymerase II cis-regulatory region sequence-specific DNA binding; DNA-binding transcription factor activity, RNA polymerase II-specific
Source: RefSeq, a predicted model, not a curated record
UCUCUCUCUCUCUCUCUCAGUCCAGAGUCAAGCCGGAGAAGUCAAAGUCAUUAAAUGAAAGGCAAAUGAAGUCAAUAUUUGACCUGGAAGGAAUGGACUUCUCUAAGCCUUACUCAGGAUUGCAGAUGUCACUUGAUGAUGGUGAAUUCCCAGAGUUUAUGGAUUUCACAGAUGUUCUCUUCUCAUCACUAGUUAGCCAACCACAGCCAUUUGCCUUUCCCAACCCGAGGGAGAUUGCUCGUGGAACUGGAAACUCUGAUUUUAUUCAGCCUGGGCUUAUUCAAUUGCAGCCAAAUCUGGAAGAUAUUAUGGACAUAGUAGAACCAUUGCAAGGCUCAUCUACCCUUGCUGGAGAAUAA